AUGUAUGUUGACGCACCUGUCAUCGGCAGUAUUGCGUACCAAGGCCGAGGCAUGGAACUAAGUGAAUUGUUAAUGUGGCAGUCAAAAUUGUAUGCUUUCGAUGACCGUUCCGGAAUUGUGUACGAGCUGUUACUAGAAAAUAAUAAUGCUUCGUCCACUUCACAAAAAGGUAUGAAAAUCGAAUGGGCUACUAUCUUUGGAAACGAUAUGUUCAUAGGCAGUUUCGGAAAAGAAUUUACGAUGGAAGAAGGAGGAAAGAUAUUAAGCGAAGACAACAUGCUUGUGGUAAAAAUUUCUGAAGCAACAGACAGGUUAGAGCGCUUUGAUUGGACCAAUACAUACGAGAAAAUAAGAGCCGCCGUCAAUGCUUUAUCACCUGGAUACAUCAUUCACGAAGCAGUUUUGUAUAGACAGUCAUCUGAAGAGUGGUAUUUUUUGCCUCGCAGAAUUUCGACUGAACUGUAUAACGUACGCAACGACACUUUUAAAGGCGCCAAUAAAAUAAUAAUUUUGGACAAACAUCAACAAACUCGUGUGGUUACUAUUCCUUUCGGUUCAAAAUGCAAGAUGCGAGGCUUCAGUAGCGCGAAAUUUGUUCCUGGCUUCAAAGAAAAACUAAUUAUCGCUUUACGCUCAGUAGAAAAUGAGGAAACAGCGAUUUUCCAAACUUAUUUAUCUAUCUUUUCAAUUAAUGGAGAAAUUCUUUUAGACGAAGUUCUAGUAAGCGACAAAUAUAAAUUCGAAGGUAUAGAAUUUAUUAUGUAA
Dermatophagoides pteronyssinus (European house dust mite) is the source of this 765-nucleotide messenger RNA. Its product is annotated as apyrase-like. The record is from RefSeq and is a predicted model, not a curated record. NCBI's taxonomy places the organism in Eukaryota, Metazoa, Arthropoda, Arachnida, Sarcoptiformes, Pyroglyphidae.